Aplosporella prunicola CBS 121167 is the source of this 583-nucleotide messenger RNA. RefSeq lists its product as uncharacterized. The transcript has a single exon. NCBI's taxonomy places the organism in Eukaryota, Fungi, Ascomycota, Dothideomycetes, Botryosphaeriales, Aplosporellaceae. Bases 188 to 493 code for a protein of 101 amino acids. The record is from RefSeq and is a predicted model, not a curated record.
UAUCCAUUAUCAAUCGGGCACGACGGAUCUGUUCCUGCAUUUUCGGGCGAGUCAUCCCCAGCCGAUCAAACAGACGACUCACGAAGCGGGUGUGCGUGGGGACUGGGGAGGUGUCCGGAGGCAGAGAAAGCAGCAGUGACGUCGAGAUGUCGGGCUUGGCGGGCUUGGCGCCGACCUUUCGGGCCCAAUGCGACAUCGGGCCUGGCGCGGAAACGACUUCACCGCAAGCCUUGCCAUGCAACUCUAUCUCUACCUGUUAGCUAAUCUCGCAGCUGCCCCAGCACACCAGCGCACGCGCUUGACGAUCGCCCGCCUUUUCGCGUGUAGUCCUGUCCGUCAGGGGCCGCCUAUUACCAAAUGGCUCCUCCAAGCGAGCCUCGCGCUGCUGCUGCGUCGUCGUCACCUGUACGGAGUACCUAAGGUCUCGCCUUGUCGACGUCUGCCCGUGGUCGAGUGUUUCGAGGCGGAGAUGCGUCGCUUCAAACCUCAAUAGUUGUGCCGAGCUCGGAAGCCCUGCGUCGACGUCCACGUUGCUUUGCGUUCACUUGACUGGCAAACUGGUCCUUCACCACCCGACUAAUGC